Oncorhynchus gorbuscha (pink salmon) is the source of this 1395-nucleotide messenger RNA. Its product is annotated as transcription factor HES-1-B-like. Gene Ontology annotation, biological process: regulation of transcription by RNA polymerase II; regulation of neurogenesis; Notch signaling pathway. The record is from RefSeq and is a predicted model, not a curated record. The transcript has 4 exons. NCBI's taxonomy places the organism in Eukaryota, Metazoa, Chordata, Actinopteri, Salmoniformes, Salmonidae. Bases 261 to 1055 code for a protein of 264 amino acids. Gene Ontology annotation, molecular function: protein dimerization activity; RNA polymerase II cis-regulatory region sequence-specific DNA binding; DNA-binding transcription factor activity, RNA polymerase II-specific. Gene Ontology annotation, cellular component: nucleus.
UCGCGUGCAGCCUCCUCUAUAAAUACGACCCGGGGUGAAAGUAACAGUGUUGACUUGUUAUCAACACCGCACUGAUAGGACUUUACCUCAGAUACAGCCACAUUAUAAUAAACGCCUAGAACGAACUGCGUUGGUCAGAAAAAGUGCAUGACCGGUGUUUGAAUAUUACUCAAUAGGCUGGACUUUAUUAAACAAUAGUGGGACAUUAAAAAGGAUUUGCUUAAAUUGGCUGGACGAUUGUGGGAUAUUAAAACUUGAAGAUGCCAGCUGAUAUUUUGGAGAAAACAUCCCCAUCCUCUGUCGCAGCCACUCCGUCGAGGGUCAGUGGAACUCCGGAUAAACCAAGGACUGCCUCAGAGCACAGAAAGUCCUCAAAGCCAAUUAUGGAGAAGAGAAGACGUGCGCGAAUCAAUGACAGCCUUGGUCAGCUAAAGACCCUAAUCUUGGAUGCACUAAAAAAAGAUAGCUCGAGACAUUCGAAGCUCGAGAAGGCGGACAUCCUUGAGAUGACUGUGAAGCACCUUAGGAAUAUGCAGCGUCUCCAAAUGACUGCAGCUAUAAGCAGGGAUCCAUCAGUCUUUGGCAAGUACAGAGCGGGAUUCAGCGAAUGCAUGAGUGAAGUCACCCGUUUUAUGUCCACGUGUGGAGGGGUGAACACGGAGAUCAGGUCUCGACUUCUCAGCCACUUAGCCGGCUGUGUGUCACAGAUAAACACCGUAAACUUCUCAACUCAAUGCCAGAUCCCCACCUACCCUCCGCAUCCAUUGCUUGCCCAAGCCAUUGCGCAAAUCCCAAGUGCAUCUCCUCAGUUAAAUGGAAUAAUGCCUUGCAAAAGUGGCUCGCCUAUCAACCUCACAUCAGAAAUGGCUAAAUUAUACAGUGGACUUCAGAUUGUGCCGGCGGCGACAGAUGGACAAUUCGCUAUUCUGAUUCCAAGCGUGGCUCUUACGCAUACGAGUGCGCCAAACGCGAUACAUGGCAAUCCAGCACUUGCGGUGCCUGUGUCCCUUGUUGCGCCUCCCGUCACCGCAGACUCCGUGUGGAGACCAUGGUAGUGUCACUCUGCGUGCAUUAAGGACUUUUACGCACGAUGACGCAUUUUUUUUUUUUACGGGAAGUAUUCCGUCAGAUAUGACUUUUUAAAAAUAUUUUCGUAUAGGCUGUUCAAAGCAAGACUCAAAAGUGAUGUUUACGCACAUGUUGUUAUUCUUUGAUGGCGGAUACAGUUCACCCGUUCCAUUAUUAUUAUUUUAUAUUUGUAUGUCAGUGAUGUCAUGAAUAUGUGUUAUUGUUGUGAUGCUAAAUGGAAAAUCAAUAGAUUCUUUAAAUGAAAUUGAAAUGUUUAACACCUCCAACUGGUCAUAUCUUACUUACAUUACAUUAAAAUAAUUGUCU